AUGCGCUCGAUAUUUGUAACGACACUGGCUCUGGUUGGCGGGGCUCUGGCUCACGGCGACCACGUCCCAUCGCAAAAGCCCAUUGUGGCUGCCGACGCGGAUUGGAUGACGAAGCACAUGGCCGAGGAACACCACAUCUCCGAGUUCGACGCUUCGUCCUUUUUCUUGCUACACGACUACGAUGCCGACGGCAAAUGGGAACCCGAAGAGAUCCUCAGGACGUACGGCUUGAUGGACGACUCGAAUAAGGACAUUACACAACAGCGCCGGGCUGAGAUCUCCCGGCAGAUUCUCACGCUGCUCGACAGAGACGGUUCAGGCUUCGUGACGCGCGACGAGUUUGUUAUCUUCAUCAACGAGGGAAAGACCCUGCCCGAUAUGGCCACAGGGCCAGGACACCAUGGGGACGACGAGUACGAGUACGAAAUCCACCACUGGGAGAAGUACCAUGACGAGAACACCAAGUUGGAGGAUCUGACUCACCCCGAAGACAUUGAGCAUUUCAAGAAGCACGAGCUCAUGGAGGAGGCCGAGGAGAAACUCGAGCGAAUGAACCGUAUGAGGAUUGUCGAGGAGAACAUCCCAGCCAAGUUCAGGAGGUCUGGAUGA
Molecule: messenger RNA, 609 nt
Organism: Truncatella angustata
Lineage: Eukaryota; Fungi; Ascomycota; Sordariomycetes; Amphisphaeriales; Sporocadaceae
Exons: 2
Coding region: 1-609 (202 amino acids)
Cellular component (GO): endoplasmic reticulum-Golgi intermediate compartment; extracellular exosome
Molecular function (GO): calcium ion binding
Source: RefSeq, a predicted model, not a curated record